AUGAAAAAAUUUGAAGAUGUAAAUAAUUAUACUACAAAGAGUUCACAUAAAAAAAACUAUUAUAAGAGAAAAGAUAUUUUAAAUGAAAACUAUUAUGCAAAAAAUGUAAAACGACGAAAAUUAAAGGCUUCUAAAAAAUUAGAAAGUAGCCCCAAUGGAGGUUUUACUAAAAAAGUGAAAAAUAAAUUUAAAGAAUUUUAUGAAAUGCAUUUUGAUAAAAAAGUAAUAAAUUUACCAUUUAGUGCUGACUCUAUAAAUAUACAGCAAAAAGGGUUUCAUGAUUAUAGUAAAGAUAUGAAAUUAAAAAAAAAUCAUAUGAAUAAACCAAUGUGGAUAUGCUCAGAUGGAUUUAUAUAUUUAGAGAUGUUUAAUAGUUGCAGUAAGCAAGCAUCUGAUUUUCUUAUUACCAUAGCUGAGCCCAUAUGUAGACCUGAGUUAAUUCAUGAAUUCCAAUUAACUAUUUUUUCUUUAUAUGCUGCAAUAUCUGUAGGUAUUACACUUGAUGAAUUAUUAAUAAAUUUAGAUAAGUUUUCUAAGAAUGUUCUUCCUAAAGAAUUAGUUUAUAAUAUUACUAAAAGUGCAGAAUCUUUUGGCAAAGUUAAAUUAGUUUUAAGAGAAAAUAAAUAUUAUAUUGAAGCUGCAAAUAAAUCAGAAUUAGAUUAUUUAUUAAAUAAUAAUUCUAUAAAAAAUGCAAGAAUAUAUUCUAAUGAUAAUAAUGAACAGAAAAUAAGAGGUAUAUGCAAUUUGAAUAAUAAUACAUUAGAAGAAAAAUUUAAGGAGAAUAAUAAUAAUAAUAAUAAUAAUGAAAAUAGUAAUGAUAAUAAUGAAAUUAUUAAUAAUAAUGAUAAAAAUAAAAUUAAUAAUAAUAACAUUAACAAUGAUAAUAAUAAUAAUAAUAAUGAAAAUAGUAAUGAUAAUAAUGAAAUUAUUAAUAAUAAUGAUAAAAAUAAAAUUAAUAAUAAUAAUAAUAAUAAUAAUAAUAAUAAUAAUAAUAAUAAUAAUAAUAAUAAUAAUAAUAAUAAUAAUAAUAAUAAUAAUGAAAUUAUUAAUAAUAAUGAUAAAAGUGAAAUUAAUAAUAACAUUAAUAACGAUAAUAAUAAUAAUACAAACAAUUUUUUAAAUGAAAAAUGUAAUGAAAAAAAGAAAGAAGAAUCUUAUGUAACAUAUGAAGCACCUGUAUUAGAUACUACUCAACUAGGAUUCAAGAUAAGUGAAAGUGAAAAACAAUUAAUUUUUCAAGAAAAAAAAAAUAUAAAUGAAAAUAUAAAUGAGAAUUUAGGAAACUCAUCAGAAGUAUACUCUUUUGAAGUGAAUUGUGAUAAGAUAGAAGAAGUAAAGCAAGAAGCAUUACAAACUAUGCAAAGACCAUUAUUAAUGGAAUAUGAUUUUAGAAGAGAUAAAAAAAAUCCUAAUUUAAUUUGUUCUUUAAAAAGCCAUGUGCAAAUAAGAUAUUAUCAAGAAAAAGCAUUGAGAAAAAUGUUCAGCAAUGGAAGAAGUAGGUCAGGUAUAAUAGUUUUACCUUGCGGUGUAGGUAAAACCCUAACAGGUAUAACGGCAGCUAGUACAAUUAAAAAGUCAGCAUUAUUUUUAACAACAUCAGCAGUAGCAGUUGAACAAUGGAAAAAGCAAUUUGAAGAUUUUACGAAUAUUCAUCCAAGACAUUUAAGAAUAUUAACAUCAGAUUAUAAGUUUGAUUUAUGGCCUAUUAACGAAGCAGGUGUGUUAAUUUCUACAUAUACUAUGUUGUCAUAUUCAGGUAAGAGAAGUGAGCAAAGUUUAAAAAUUGUUAAUGAUAUAAGGAGAAGAGAAUGGGGAUUAUUAGUAUUUGAUGAAGUUCAAUUUGCACCUGCACCAUCUUUUAGAAGAAUAAAUGAUAUUGUGAAAUCUCAUUGUAAACUUGGUUUAACAGCAACUUUAGUAAGAGAAGAUUUGCUAAUUCGAGAUUUACAUUGGAUUAUUGGGCCCAAAUUAUAUGAAGCUAAUUGGGUAGAAUUACAAAAUAAAGGAUUUCUAGCUAAAGCUUUGUGUAAAGAAAUAUGGUGCAGUAUGCCUGGUUCUUUUUAUAAAUAUUAUUUAAAGUCAAAUAGUUUUAUUAAAAGAAGAUUAUAUACAUGUAAUCCUAAAAAAUUAAUGAUGUGUGAAUAUUUAAUUAAAUAUCAUGAACAGAAUAAUGACAAAAUUAUAGUUUUUAGUGAUAAUAUUUUUGCUUUGUUACAUAUUGCUAAAACAUUGAACAAACCAUUUAUAUAUGGAAAGUUGUCACCAAUUGAAAGAAUUGCUAUCAUAAAUAAAUUUAAAAAUGAUUCUUCUAUCAAUACUAUUUUAUUAAGUAAAGUUGGAGAUAAUGCAAUUGAUAUACCUAUUGCAAAUGUUGUUAUUCAAAUUUCUUUUAAUUUCGCAUCAAGAAGACAAGAAGCUCAAAGAUUAGGAAGAAUUAUUAGACCUAAAAAUAAGGCCAAUGAAAAAAAGAAUAUAAAUGAACCUGACUCUUUUUUUUAUAGUUUGGUAAGUAAAGAUACAAUUGAAAUGUGCUACUCUGAUAAAAGACAACAAUUUCUUAUUAAUCAAGGGUACGCGUAUAAUGUUCAUAGUGAUAAUAUUGUUGAUUUUAAUAAAUUAAACUUAGUUUAUAAAAAUAAAAAAAUUCAAGAAAAUUUAUUAAAAUGCAUUCUAGCUAGUACAGAUGAUGGAAACAUGGAUGAAGAUGAUGACUUAUUUGAAGAUCAAAAUUUUAACAAAGAAAAUUCCAAAACUAAUAAAAGUAACUUUAAUGGCACUUUAAGUAAAAAAGAAGAUACUUUAAAAAAAGUAGAUAAUGGGGGAUUAUUAAAAUUAUCAUCCAAUAUAGAUGUAACCUUUAAUGAUAAAAAAAAAAAUGCACCAAAAAAGUUUGCUGAUAAACAUAUUCUUUUUAGAAAAUUUUUAAAUCAAAAUAAAUAA
Messenger RNA from Plasmodium relictum, 2940 nucleotides. Its product is annotated as DNA repair helicase RAD25, putative. The record is from RefSeq and is a predicted model, not a curated record. The coding region runs from base 1 to 2940 and encodes 979 amino acids. Gene Ontology annotation, biological process: nucleotide-excision repair; transcription initiation at RNA polymerase II promoter. Gene Ontology annotation, cellular component: transcription preinitiation complex; transcription factor TFIIH holo complex; nucleotide-excision repair factor 3 complex. The transcript has 3 exons. Gene Ontology annotation, molecular function: hydrolase activity; ATP binding; DNA binding. NCBI's taxonomy places the organism in Eukaryota, Apicomplexa, Aconoidasida, Haemosporida, Plasmodiidae.